AUGUGUGGCGAAUUUGCUUGGAAAUUCACCCUUCAACCAAGACCCCGCCAAAAUUUCCUGCCCGCUGCGGGACUGAUAAGAUCUUAUCAUCACGUGAAAGACUAUCGGCCAAUGAGAAGACCAAAUGCAGCGCCACAGCUGCCACAAUCCUUUCGCAUAGGCCGCAGGCACUAG
This is a messenger RNA of Bipolaris oryzae ATCC 44560, 174 nucleotides long. RefSeq lists its product as uncharacterized. The coding region runs from base 1 to 174 and encodes 57 amino acids. The transcript has a single exon. NCBI's taxonomy places the organism in Eukaryota, Fungi, Ascomycota, Dothideomycetes, Pleosporales, Pleosporaceae. The record is from RefSeq and is a predicted model, not a curated record.